Molecule: messenger RNA, 1776 nt
Organism: Coturnix japonica (Japanese quail)
Lineage: Eukaryota; Metazoa; Chordata; Aves; Galliformes; Phasianidae
Gene: RGR
Product: retinal G protein coupled receptor
Biological process (GO): G protein-coupled receptor signaling pathway; phototransduction; visual perception
Cellular component (GO): membrane
Molecular function (GO): G protein-coupled receptor activity
Source: RefSeq, a predicted model, not a curated record
GUCUGCACGUGGGCUACUCCUUUAAGAAGCCUUGGGCUGGUGGAUGAAAGGGGACGCAGGGAAAAGGCAGCCCCAGAGCCAUAGCAGAGGGCAGAGGUUAAAUCUGUUGGCAUUUUUAUCACAAGAAUGGUCACUUCACAUCCUCUCCCUGAAGGCUUCACUGAAAUAGAGGUGUUUGUCAUCGGCACCGCCCUACUGGUAGAAGCCCUGCUUGGUUUCUGUCUGAAUGGCCUGACCAUUAUUUCAUUCCGAAAAAUCAAAGAACUCCGAACACCCAGCAACCUGCUGGUUCUCAGCAUCGCUCUGGCUGACUGUGGGAUAUGCGUCAAUGCAUUCAUUGCUGCCUUUUCCAGCUUCCUCAGGUACUGGCCCUAUGGCUCCGAGGGCUGUCAGAUUCAUGGGUUCCAGGGCUUCUUGACAGCACUGGCCAGCAUUAGCUCCAGCGCAGCAGUUGCCUGGGACCGGUAUCAUCACUAUUGUACAAGGAGCAAGCUGCAGUGGAGCACGGCCAUCUCCAUGAUGGUGUUUGCGUGGCUGUUUGCUGCCUUCUGGGCCACAAUGCCCUUGCUGGGCUGGGGGGAGUAUGACUAUGAGCCCCUCCGAACUUGCUGCACCCUGGACUACAGCAAAGGGGACAGAAACUAUAUCACAUUCCUUUUUGCUCUGUCCGUUUUCAAUUUCAUGAUCCCGGGCUUCAUCAUGAUGACAGCCUAUCAGUCCAUACACCAGAAGUUCAAGAAAAGCGGGCACUAUAAGUUUAACACUGGCUUACCGUUGAAGACGCUGGUUGUUUGCUGGGGUCCCUACUGCCUUCUGUGUUUCUAUGCAGCGGUUGAAAACGUGAUGUUCAUUUCACCAAAAUACCGAAUGAUUCCUGCCGUUAUUGCCAAGACAGUGCCAACUGUGGACAGCUUUGUGUAUGCCCUGGGUAAUGAGAAUUACAGAGGGGGAAUAUGGCAGUUCCUCACAGGACAGAAGAUUGAGAAAGCAGAGGUUGAUAACAAAACUAAGUAACCCACUACAGCAUCAAGCCACAUUAAUGCAGGUACACCAGUGAAAGCAACACAGUAGAGGAAGACGUGUGCAUUGUGGUAUGUACGUGCAAAGGUGAUUCCACAUUGCAAAGGCUGCAUGCUGACUACAAGCAAUGAAAGAAAGCCCCACGGAUUAUUGCUGAAACCAUCAUGAGCUGCUUGUCAAACAAGCUGCCUUAAACCUGUCUUGAUUGUCAUCAGGCCUAUUUUAUAUGUCACUGCAAAUAAACUGUACGCUGGAAAGCGCUUUUUUUUUUCUCCUGGUAAACUAACAAUCAACAAUCCCACAGUCCAUCAUUUCAACAUUUGUGUUUUAUCAAACACUGAGCAAAAACUAGAGGGAGGCAUGGAUCAGAUUGAUGGAGCAGCGAACAACAUCACAACAAGAUUGUUCAGAAUAGUCACAUAACCAGUUGAUAGCUAAGACCUGUAUCUCAGGUACAUGUAAUAUUAAGUGACAAAAUACUGUCACAAAUAUUAAAUAUGGAUCUAUAUUGACAGACUCUGAAUGUGUAAUUAUCUCUUUCUCGGGAGAGAGACCUAAGCAGAUCUCAAAAUUAUCUAGUCAGCAGGGUCAUGCCAAUAAAAACUAGCAGAAUGCUAAAAACCACUAAAAAUGAAUAGGAAACUAAAGAGGACCCAACCUCACACCACUUGUAAGCCAAUAUGCUCAGACCUGUUGGAAGAGACACACAAGUUGGGUCAUUUCAACUCACAGAGAGAACAGAAAAGCUAGAAAAGG